Messenger RNA from Aspergillus nomiae NRRL 13137, 1518 nucleotides. RefSeq names its product sugar porter family MFS transporter. The coding region runs from base 1 to 1518 and encodes 505 amino acids. The transcript has 6 exons. NCBI's taxonomy places the organism in Eukaryota, Fungi, Ascomycota, Eurotiomycetes, Eurotiales, Aspergillaceae. The record is from RefSeq and is a predicted model, not a curated record. Gene Ontology annotation, biological process: carbohydrate transport; transmembrane transport. Gene Ontology annotation, cellular component: membrane. Gene Ontology annotation, molecular function: carbohydrate:proton symporter activity.
AUGGGUCGCGGCUUUACUAUCGGCCUGGCUGCCUUUGCGGCCACAGGGUCGUUCCUCUUCGGAUAUGACAGCGGUGUCAUGACCGAUGUGAUCGAGUCGAAGAACUUCCUUGCCUUUUUCAACACCGUCCAGACUUCCCCAAUCAUCGGGGCGAUCAAUAGCACAUUUUCUGGUGGAGCUGCCUUCGGCGCCCUCCAGGGAGGACUGACGAUGGAUCGCUUCGGCCGUAAAUUCACCAUUCAAAUGGGUGCUUUCAUAUGUCUGGUUGGUGCUAUCCUUCAGACCGCUGCCCAGAACUUGGCUAUGAUGCUUGUUGGCCGUAUUCUGGCGGGGUGGGCUGUCGGUCUCUUGUCGAUGUCGGUUCCAGUUUAUCAGGCCGAAUGCGCUCAUCCUCGAAGCCGAGGAUUUAUCAUCGGCUUGUCACAGCAAAUGAUCGGGAUUGGCUUUAUCGUCAGCACAUGGGUCGGGUUUGGAUCGCUUCAUGCUCCAGAAACCAGCGAGUUCCAAUGGCGGUUUCCGCUGGCAUUCCAGGCGGUUCCUUGCGUACUUCUGGCGGUGGGAAUGUUCUUCAUGCCGGAAUCCCCUCGAUACUUGGUGGAAAAGGAACGCUACGAAGAGGGAAUGAAGAUUCUGCGGAAAUUACACUAUGACGGCACAAACGACGAAUGGAUUCAGACAGAAUUCAAUGAAAUCCGAACGACCAUUGAAGCCGAGAAGGCUGUAACGGUGUCGGGCUGGCUUGUCAUGUUCCAGGUUCCCCAGUGGCGGACUCGGUUGCUUCAUGGGAUCGCCGUCCAGGCCUUCGCGCAAAUGACCGCUGUCAACGUGAUCGGCUACUACCAAACCAUCCUAUACAAUUCCCUCGGCAUCACCGGAAGCCGCAACAUCCUCGUCGCCGGUAUCUACAACUGCGUUGGUCCAGUUUGCAACCUCAUUUUCAUUGUUUUCCUGCUCGACAAAGUGGGGCGGCGAAAGCCCAUGCUGUUCGGCUCAAUCGCUGUCACCAUCGUCCUGAUCUGCGAAGCCGCCCUGACGUCGGUCAACGAAGACGGGUCCCGGACGGGUUACAGCAUCGCCGGCGUGUUUUUCAUUUUCUGCAUCACUGUGAUUUUCUCCUUCUCUUAUGGAUCAUGCGCCUGGGUCUACAUGGCCGAAGUCAUGCCGAUGCAGAUCCGCGGUCGAGGAAACGCCGUCGCAACCAGUCUGGGCAACUGGGUGGUGAGCACGAUCUGGAACCAAGUUUCGCCGAUUGCUUUCGGCAAGAUUCACUGGAGGUUCUACCUGGUCUUCAUUUUGUUCAAUGUCUGUAUCACUAUCCCGACAGUGUUUUUCUUCUUCAAGGAGACCAAGCAGAAAUCCCUGGAAGAGAUCGAUCUCCUGUUCGGUGGACGGGCGUUGGGGACAUUGCCGGAGAAUGUGGAAAUGAAAGCCGCCGAAGCCGACGAAGCCGACCCCAAUAAAGCGGAGGAAACUGGAGUCUCGUAUGCGAAUGUGGAGCAUACGGAUAAUAAAGUAUGA